Messenger RNA from Diversispora eburnea, 612 nucleotides. The record is from the annotation of a GenBank genome assembly. Lineage: Eukaryota; Fungi; Glomeromycota; Glomeromycetes; Diversisporales; Diversisporaceae.
AUGGAUCUAGCACACAUUGAGACGUUAGAAACCAAUAAAGUUUUGAGAGAUGAACUUAACUCUGAGAUAAAUAUUAAUAUACUUAAUGAGAAAAAAAUUUGGAAAUAUCUUUACGAGUUAGAGCAAUGUAACAAAACUAUAUCAUUUCAGGAUAGCACUAUUAUAACACAAGAAUCAGAGAUUCAUGAAUUAAAAUCUCAGGUCUUAAAUCUAAAAAAAUGUCUUAGAAUAGUAUUAGAAGACGUCAAGAAAAAAGAAUCAUAUAUUUUAUAUUUAGAGCAAGAAUUAAUUAAUCUUGAAGAUGAGAUAAAUCGGUUAAAAACCAGAAUACAUGAAAUAUGUUCACAUAGGAAUAUAUUAGAAGAUAAUACAGAUAUGAUCCAAAGACUACUCCAACCACCUGCAAUAGAAAUUAGGCAAAAUUAUGAUGAUAUUCAAAGACAUCUAGGUGAUGUUAGAUUAUAUUUUCAAAAUCAAAUUCAAGUACCUUUUAGUCGAGAUGCUAUUUUAAAAAAACUUGGAUUAAUUUCAAUGUCUGUAAAUAGACUUCAGGAAAUAGCACAAAAUAAUCAACCAAUUGAUCAAAGAAUUACUCAACUCCAAAAUCAAUAA